Molecule: messenger RNA, 1470 nt
Organism: Parastagonospora nodorum SN15
Lineage: Eukaryota; Fungi; Ascomycota; Dothideomycetes; Pleosporales; Phaeosphaeriaceae
Exons: 3
Coding region: 1-1470 (489 amino acids)
Source: RefSeq, a predicted model, not a curated record
AUGAGCACCUUCGAGAAGACUUGGCGUCCUGAAUUCACCAGAAGAUCUUCAGCAACAGACACAUCUUUCUGGACCUCGGCCGCCUAUCAAGAAUUCGAAAAGGAUAUCAGCUUCGACGACCUAUUCUAUAACUUCGAUGCUGCGUACUGCCCUCAAACUUCAGUACCGAAGGACGAGGAUAGCUACAAGGCUUCGUCACCGCUCCCUGAUUAUCGUUCUUUGGCAAACACCAUAAACCUCACGUACGAACCACUGUCACAACCCGGAGAGCACAAUGCCACCAGCUUUCUCGGAGAGGAGAGAUUGUUUGCAACGCUUGUUAGGGCGCCUUGUCAUGCAACCAGCACCGAAAUACCGAAGGCAUCAUUGGCUCCUAGCGCAUCUACGUUGAGUCAAAAUUCGCAGGCAGAGCCCGACUUCCUCGUCUGCGAUGCGUGUAGCACGUGUUUUACUGGUGCAUAUCGCUCGGCCAAUCUGGCGCGCCACAUACGACAGAUGAAUCAUGGUUACCCACGAUCAGAGCGACCAUUUGCACCUUUGAGGGCAGAUAUAAAACACCACUCGCGAGCUUCUUUGUGCGGAAAACAUGAUCUUGAGCCAGACGGUAUACCUCUUCCCGGCCAACAUACCGCCUCAUGCCUGUGUCGAGGCACUGUCUACCCGAUGUUGAUUCACGAAAGCGCUUCAGAUUUAGGUAUGAAAGACAUCCAGUCAGUAUAUGCACUCAAGGAUUCAGAAAAAAAGACUUCUCGCUUCGAUACUGAGGUUCAAAUGUUGCGCAUGCUCGAGUGGUCCAAAACUCCAAUCAGAUCAAUGGGACGACAACGAGAGUGGCGUGUUGAGGAAAAGCAGAACAGUAGUUGUAAUUUUGUCCACCACGGGUACAAGGCUAUACACAAUUGCAAGCCAAUCUGGAGUUGGAUGUUUUUGACCCUAAUCCUUUCAGCGAGCCAGGUUGUGUAUUGUCUUGCACUGAGAAAUUUCGAGAUAUGUCAAGGCGCUAGUACAGGAAGCUGUGGGCCUUCGCUUGAAUCUGAUUUUAUCUUGGACAAGCUGUGGGCACAUAUGAAUAGUUGGUCAUACGAAAUUCGUGGCGCACUUCCAGCCUCACUCUUAGGACACAUGAAGAGUCCUUCGCCAUUUGCCUUUGCCUGCAUCGCUUUCCUAUACUGCACGACGGUCUUCAUACAGCAGCGCAUCAACAUAGCUGAUCGAUAUCAAUACGUGUCUGUCGUAACAGGAGCGAUGAUUGGGUUGGGGCUUCUGGCUUCUUCUGUAGCUAUCAGCGAUGGGCGCCCAAGGACCACAUCUACGUUGGCUUUCAGUGUUUCCGUAUCGAUGCUCUUAGGCGCAUGUGCGGACAGUAUCCGGAGCACAAUUCUGUGCCAUCGCAAGAUGCAUCUACGUUCCGAAACCGACGAAUGGAUGCAGUCGAGUAUGCUCGAGCCAGAGAAAGGCCGAGCCGAGUGA